AUGGCCGCUACGUUCGGUUCUGCCUUGGGCCGCAAUGACUCGUCUCCGACGCUCCAACCCUUGACCUACAAUGCUAGACAAGGGCGACCUUCGGCUGCCUCAUCGCGCCGAGAUGCACCCGUCGCGAUCCCCGAUUUCGUGUUUCCUGCUCAACCUGCUCCCACAGAGUCUGCGUCCGAUGUCAAACCAGCCGAGCAACUCUCACCCACCGCUCUCAAUAUCCAAGAGUUCCGCUUUCCCGCUCGCGACAACCAUCCUCACCGGCCUGCUGCGCUUCCCGACUUUAGCUUCAAUCCUGGUGCUGCAAUGCCUCAUAGCCUAGAUUCGCCCGCGUUUCUUAGCCCGCCCACCUCGCCGCUUUCUCCCAAUACUGCGCUUUCUCCCUCCAGACCCGUUCGCCAUGGCCACCGUCGAGGCGGCAGCGAGUUCGUCGGCGGAAGCAUACGCGAUGGUAGUUCCAUCGCUGUUAUGAGCACAAGCCCCACGAAAGAAGGCGGCUUUCCUCAAUUGCUACAGCCACCGCCGCCCCGACGAGGCCAUAGAAGAGGCAUGUCAGGCGCUAUUUCUACAAAUGACUUGCCCAUCUUGCAACCGCCCGCUAUGGAUUGGACUCCCAAGGGCAGCAGUGCUCCCAACAGCCCGACCAAUUUUGACCAGGGUAUUAACGCUACUAUCCCGCUGCCAGACGACCCUCCGAUUUUGACUCAGCUCCCCGAACCUGUUCAGGAACCUCCCACUCCCGCAAGUUCAACCCGAGAACAGGACUCUUUUACGCCACCUAGCCUCAAACCUGUGAGGACUGUCGCCAGAGCUCGUGUCGGCUUCUCAGACACUCUUGAAUUUAUUCCUCGGCCAUUAUCUCUGGUGUCUAGUGAUACAUCCAGCACUGUGACCGCGCGACCAGGACACUGCAUGUCUGAAAGCAUCUCUUCCGUUGUUUCCCCUGCUUCCUUUGGUGAUGACCAUAAUCCCUCCCCUCUCUCACGCAGCCCGUCCAAAGAGACGCAAGAAUCGAGACCUUCGACAGCAGGCGCUAUCCUGGAAUCUUUUGCCUCCCCUCAACUUGAGCAAACAAGCUCGUCGCCCAGACGCCGAAACUCGAUUCCGACUCUCAUAAGCGUUAGCGAGCCUACUACUGUCAGCCCACCGCUGCCCAGCCCAAUCAAAACGUCAAAACGUUGGUCUUUCUUUGGGCUCGACACGUUGAGUCCUUCGACCACGUCCACAAAGUGUCGUCCCAUUAGCUCAAGCUCUUCUGAUUCUGCCUCGCGCGCUCACACUAUCUCAUCCUCGGACCGAGGCUCGGACUCUGAAGCUGCAGAACCGUCAACACUGAAGCGGAAGAAGAACAGAAAGUCUCGGACUGAAACUGUCAAGGGUUGGGCUGGCGCAAUCCUGCCCAUCAAGAGCAAAGGUGAGAAGCGCAGAUCCAAGCACAGUACUGUGCGACCACCAACUCCGCCACCAUCCGUCACACCCAUGGAUGAAGAUGACGAAUACGAGGACGUGUAUGCUGGGCAGGAAUCUACCCCAGCCCCAUCUGUACAUAUUCAGCCUCCGGAGCCGCCGGCCGUGGUGACACAGCAGCCGCAGCGACCAGAUGAGAUCAUGUCACCCAUGAUCGAUCUCGAUGCCGCACUUGGCCCAUUCAAUACACCACUCCCGCACAAUCCAGAGUGGGAGGCGGCACAGCGCGCUGCUGGCGGUGCUAAUAGACGUCGUCUGCACAGUGCUCAGGGUAUGAAGGGCUUUGGCGGUCCCGGUAUGCACUACCAUAGACGAGCUGAAUCGGCACCUGAUCUACCACCCUUUGAUGCAGGUCGAGCCGUCAUCAAUCGGUUCGGUAGCAACUCAACAAUGGCCGAUGUAUUUGAGGAGGAGGAAGAGGAAGAUGAGGGCAGCGAUGGAGGCAAUACGACGUGCGCCCCGGAAACGGAUAUCAAAUGUGAAUCCAGGGCCGAGACUAUAAUUUUCAGUGACAGUGGAUCUGAAACCACCAGCCUCCGGGGUCUUGCUGUGCGACGAAAGAGCUCGGGACUGAGCGAUAAGGAUCACAUCGGCGCUCGCUCUGUGCGCGCUGAAUGCUCGAGGACAUCCCUGCACGAAAGUGUCAUUGUCGAAGAGCCCACUUCAGAUCCUAUACUGCAAAGCCCCUUUGUGUCACCAAGCCACAGAGACUCGUGGGACUCGACCGGCCCUUCACCGAGGAGGAUCCUGCACAUGCAAAACAGUGAGCCCCUGCCUGUUGAUGCAGUUGCCCUGUCACUCCCUCAAGGCACCUCCAUGCCACUAAGCCCUUACUCUAUUAGCACAGCAUCGUCGCACCCUUCACCAAGGUCACCCAUGUCUGAUGCUCAGCGUGUCUCGACAGCUCCUUCUUCGGUGGCUGAGGACAACUCCUUACAUUCGCUGCUCAUGGGCGAACCGGGUCCAGAAGUACGCCGCUCGAUGGACUAUGACAUUCCCUCUCUCACUUCUAGCACAUCGACGAUGACUAGAGAGAGCGGCUUCAAUCCGCAAGCUCGUCCGCAGCCGAGCACUUUGCGGGACCAGCGACCGUCUUCCAUGUCGUCGGCGGCGUUUGGACGUCGACGAUCCAGUCUCAUCAGCCUCAGUCGACUCAUCAGCAGCUCGCACGGUGAGCGCAGCAAGCUCUCUACCGAGCUGACAUUUGAAGAGGCCGAGAGCAGAGCGCGUGGCAGCAAGAAGAAGAAGCCCGGGCGAAAAUGGCAAUUCUGGAAACCAAACAAACCUGGGCCAUCCACGUGA
Molecule: messenger RNA, 2769 nt
Organism: Beauveria bassiana ARSEF 2860
Lineage: Eukaryota; Fungi; Ascomycota; Sordariomycetes; Hypocreales; Cordycipitaceae
Product: cell wall proline rich protein
Exons: 1
Coding region: 1-2769 (922 amino acids)
Source: RefSeq, a predicted model, not a curated record